Ooceraea biroi (clonal raider ant) is the source of this 1589-nucleotide messenger RNA. Its product is annotated as protein arginine methyltransferase NDUFAF7, mitochondrial. The record is from RefSeq and is a predicted model, not a curated record. Gene Ontology annotation, molecular function: protein-arginine omega-N symmetric methyltransferase activity. Gene Ontology annotation, cellular component: mitochondrion. Lineage: Eukaryota; Metazoa; Arthropoda; Insecta; Hymenoptera; Formicidae. Gene Ontology annotation, biological process: mitochondrial respiratory chain complex I assembly.
AGAAACAAUAGAUAUUCCAGUAAAUGCUCUCUCUUUCUCUACACCUCCUUUGGUCGCGCAUGUGCACUCCAUGUUAACCAAACACGAACAGUUGCGCUACUGUAUAUAGUGUGUAUAUAUAUAUACACUGCGAUUCAUUGUCAGUAAUUGUCAUUGUCACUAUGAUCGGAGUGUCACGUUUUUCAGAAAUUUUUCGAAAAGGUGUUUACACCUUUUAUGCAAUGAACAGAAAUGGAAGGCAACAGUACAAACACAGAAUUUUCGUCAGAAGAUUAUGCACAUUGGACUAUUUGGACAAAAACAAAUCGACUUUGUAUCGGCAAUUGUAUGCAAAAAUAUUGGCAUGUGGACCGAUCACAGUCGCUGAUUACAUGAAGGAGGUUUUAACUCAUCCUACUGCAGGUUAUUAUACUACUAAGGAUAUCCUCGGACAGAAAGGUGAUUUCACAACUUCUCCAGAAAUCAGCCAGCUGUUUGGAGAAAUUAUAGCAAUCUGGAUAAUCAAUGAGUGGAGGAAAAUUAGCAAAGAAUCUAUCCAACUUGUGGAAUUAGGUCCAGGAAGAGGUACUUUGAUGAAUGACAUCUUACGGGUAUUUAAAAAGUUAAAUCUUUCGAAUAAAAUAUCAGUUCAUCUAGUUGAAAUUAGUCCUGUUUUGUCUGCAAUUCAAGCAAAGAAAUUAUGUGCAGAAAGUAAUGAUAAUAAUUCAGACAGUUUCAAAGAUGAGGAAAAUGCAUUUUACAGAAGAGGUAUUACAAAAGAUGGAGUAAAAGCGUAUUGGUAUUAUUCUGUUUAUGAUGUUCCUAGGAAAUUCAGUAUAUUUGUUGCACAUGAAUUUUUUGAUGCUCUACCAAUACACAAGUUUCAGAAAACUGAUAAAGGUUGGAGGGAAGUUUUAAUAGACAUAAUACAAGAUACAAAAGAAGAAAGGUUUCAAUAUGUCCUUUCGCGAAUGCCAACACCUGCUUGUAAAGUAUAUCUGUCGCCCCGUGAGAAAAGGGAUCAUGUCGAGAUAAGUCCACAAUGUUCCGUAAUGAUGGACCAUCUGUCACAAUUUUUAUACGAAUGUGGAGGAUUUGCUCUAGUCAUCGAUUACGGUCACGAGAGAGAAAAGACUGACACGUUUCGUGCAUUCUGCCAACAUAAAUUACACGAUCCCUUGUUAAAGCCUGGAACUGCAGACUUGACUGCUGACGUUGACUUUUUAUCAAUGAAAGAGGUUGCAGAAAAAGACGACAGAUUAAUCACAUUUGGUCCAGUGACACAAAGAACAUUUUUACAAAAUACUGGUAUUGAUUUACGGUUGAAAAUUAUUUUGCAAAAUGCCACUGACACUCAGAAGCAACAUAUUCAAUCAGGCUAUCACAUGAUAACUGAUAAGGAUAAAAUGGGAGAUUGUUUCAAAGUGUUAUCACUUUUUCCUUUUAUAUUGAAGGACCAUUUAAAAAAGUGGCCAGUAGCAGGAUUUGAAGACGAAACUGAAGCUAAAUAAUGAACUAACUGUUUUAUUCUCGAGUACAUGUGAUAAAUGUAACAUAAUUUAUAUUUGUAAUAUAAAUUUAAUAAAUUUACACACAUCACUUUUUCGAUC